AUGAACAAGUCGUACAGGCGGAUUUGGGGUCAUGUCAACAAAACGGUAGCUAAAAUGACGAAACACAAGCAGUUUGCACGUAAUCUAGACCAGCUAGGCCAACAGGUGAGAGGGGCUGUGUCUGUUUGUUGUGCACACCUCUCAAAAGCCCGUCUGGUCUGUACGUGUGUGUGUUUGUCUGUUAAAAAGCGCUCAUCUGCUCCCGUCUGUCUCUCUGACUGGGCUCAUGGAGAAGAGGGGGAGAGAGAGAGGAUUCAUCUCGCGAAUAUGCCUGAUUUAUGUUCCCAACCAUCUGAUCCACUUGCUUGGGCUACUGGCCCAUCCUCCUCUCCACCUCCGCCUCUUGUCGCGGCUAAACUCCUUCCCACUUGCCUCGCAGCCCAUCUCCUCAACACACAUUUAUGCUCAGACUUCAAUUCUCGUGUCAGCCACAGAUCUUCGAAUCCUCGGGUCGGUCGUCUUAGUUGCCACGCUCUAGGCUUCGUCGCCUGGCCACCCGCCCUCUUCUCUUCUGCUCCCCUGUCAUGA
This is a messenger RNA of Protopolystoma xenopodis, 528 nucleotides long. NCBI's taxonomy places the organism in Eukaryota, Metazoa, Platyhelminthes, Monogenea, Polystomatidea, Polystomatidae. The record is from the annotation of a GenBank genome assembly.